UCCAAAUCAAGAAUAGUAGAGAGGAGCAUAGGACUAAAAGAAGAGAAGAGAAAAUAGUCAAGAAGAUGGGAAGGGUGAAAUCAAACAAUGAUCCAACUCCAAGCCUAAAGCACUUUAGUCAUCCACAUGAAUUGGAGUUAUGCACCCAACUCCAAGAUUUAAGCCCUUGUUCAGGAUGUAGACUUCCACCACAAGGCCAAAUGUACAUAUGUAGACCUUGCAACUUCACUCUUCAUUUGAGCUGUGCUAACUUCCCACAGCUGAUUACUCACCCUUCUCACCCGAACCACCCUCUAAAUCUAUUCCCUACGUCUAAGUACCCCGGUGGCCAAUUCAACUGUGAUGCGUGUAAACGUCAUGGGAACGGUUUCAGCUACCAUUGCAGUUAUUGUGAGUUUGAUCUCCAUGUGAUUUGCGCAUCUAAACCGCUCAAAAUCACACACCAACUGCACCAAUGUUCGCUGGAACUCACCUUCAAGAAUCCUUAUGCUAAUGCUAAAGGCUUCUCUUGUGAUGUAUGUCACAAGAUUGGAUCCAAGCAGUGGCUUUAUAGAUGCCCUACUUGUGAGUUUGAUGCUCAUUUGGAUUGUUUAACUUCUGCCCCUAGACAGGCAGUCCAAGCACCAGCUUCACAUCCAACUGCCCUCCCACACCAAAAUUCAUUCCCAGGGGCAUCUAGCCAAUUUCAGCAGGCUACUAUGGGUACACAAGCAAGGCCAAAUCAAUUGAUGCAUGCCACAAGUACAGGUUCAAUACCUAACAACCAAUCCCUACAGCCUCCAGUAUUCCAAGGACAAGGACAAAUGAGGCCAAACCAGUUGUUUCACAGUGCUAGUACAAGUGCAGUUCCCCAGCAACAGUUCCUGCAGCCCCCUAUGAUUCAAGGACAAGUGACGCCAAACAGUGGUAUCGGGAAUGGUUUGAUGAAUGCUGCAAUUCAAGGACUUGUAGAAGGUGCAGCUCAGCAGGUUGGUCAGACUUUAAUGCAGGGGAUAAUAGGUGGUGGUGACAAUAGUGGUGGAAAUGAAGGAUCAUCAAUCCUGGGAAGCAUUUUUGGCGACUCAUCCGACACGCAAUACUAGAUUACAUAUUUUUGUUUCCUUUUUAUUUGUCUGAGUUAAACUGGUUAGACUCGGGGUUAAACGUAAAACUCUGAUCAUUCUUUGGUGUUUUGUUUUUGGAUGAGAUACAUGCUUUUGUGCCUUGGUGUUUAA
Molecule: messenger RNA, 1214 nt
Organism: Capsicum annuum
Lineage: Eukaryota; Viridiplantae; Streptophyta; Magnoliopsida; Solanales; Solanaceae
Exons: 1
Coding region: 66-1082 (338 amino acids)
Source: RefSeq, a predicted model, not a curated record